Danio rerio (zebrafish) is the source of this 3019-nucleotide messenger RNA. It is a transcript of the gene gclc, whose product is annotated as glutamate-cysteine ligase, catalytic subunit. Gene Ontology annotation, molecular function: catalytic activity; glutamate-cysteine ligase activity. NCBI's taxonomy places the organism in Eukaryota, Metazoa, Chordata, Actinopteri, Cypriniformes, Danionidae. The record is from RefSeq and is marked provisional. Gene Ontology annotation, cellular component: glutamate-cysteine ligase complex. Gene Ontology annotation, biological process: glutathione biosynthetic process; negative regulation of apoptotic process.
CGCGAGGAAGAGCCAGACAGACCGAGCUCGCGCACUCUGCGAUCAAAUAUCAGCCUCUCGCCACCGGAGACCCGCUUUAUAUUCCCCCACAUAACGUGAAACCGGAGCCCGUGCUCGACCUGAGAGGAUCCGUAUUUAAACUCAUCGGUAUUUAAACCCACUCAUAUAAGGCCUAGCGUGAGCGCGCGCGCGAGCGAGUUUAACGUUACAUUACGUCGGGUUUGUUGUUGCACGUGAAGUGUGCGUAAGUUGACGUAAAGAAGAAUACGCUUUUUGGGGGGACCGUAGGUUUUGUGCUAUGGGCUUGCUGUCACAGGGGUCACCGCUCAACUGGGAAGAGACCAAGAAACAUGCUGACCACGUAAGAAAACACGGCAUCCUGCAGUUCCUCAACAUCUACAAUAAAGUCAAAGACCGGCAGAAGGAUGUGCUCAAGUGGGGAGACGAGGUGGAGUACAUGUUGGUGAACAUGGAUGACCAAAAUGAAAAAGUCCGCCUAGUUUUGAAUGGGAAGGAGGUUUUGGAAAUUCUUCAGGAAAAGGGUGAAAACAUCAACCCCAACCACCCCACAUUGUGGAGGCCUGAGUACGGCAGCUACAUGAUCGAGGGAACACCGGGUCAGCCGUAUGGCGGGACGAUGUCGGAGUUCAAUACGGUUGAGGAUAACAUGGGGAAGCGGAGGAGAGAGGCUUCAUCUGUGCUCAAGAAGAACGAAACUCUCCUCACAGUCACGGCAUUCCCCAGGUUAGGCUGCCCGGGCUUCACCCUGCCGGAGUACAAACCCACACCUGUUGAAAAAGGGGUUUCCAAAUCGCUGUUCUUCCCAGACGAGGCCAUCAACCGACACCCGAGAUUCAGCACUCUGACCAGAAACAUCCGCCAUCGGAGGGGUGAAAAGGUGGUGAUAAACGUACCAAUUUUUAAAGAUAUCAACACCCCGUCUCCAUUCAUGGAGGUGUUUCCAGAGGAUGAUGGAGAAGCUGCUCGAGGUGCCAAGCCGGAUCACAUCUACAUGGACGCCAUGGGCUUCGGCAUGGGGAACUGCUGCCUGCAGGUGACCUUCCAGGCUUGCAGCAUCAGUGAGGCUCGAUAUCUUUACGACCAGCUGGCCACUUUCUGUCCCAUAGUGAUGGCUCUGAGCGCCGCCUCUCCAUUCUAUCGGGGUUUUGUGUCCGACAUCGACUGCCGCUGGGGUGUUAUCUCUGCAUCUGUGGAUGACCGUACCCGAGAGGAGAGAGGCCUGGAGUCGCUGAAAAACAACAAAUUCAGGAUCCAUAAAUCAAGAUAUGAUUCGAUCGACAGCUACCUCUCCUGCUGUGGAGAGAAAUACAACGACAUCGAGCUGACCAUAGAUGAGGACAUCAACAAACAGCUCCUUGAUGCAGGCAUUGACAAACUGCUGGCGCAGCACAUUGCACAUCUCUUCAUCCGCGACCCGCUGUCGCUCUUCCAGGAGAAGAUUCACUUGGAUGAUGAGAACGAAUCGGACCACUUUGAGAACAUUCAGUCCACCAACUGGCAGACCAUGAGGUUCAAGCCCCCUCCGCCAAACUCUGAGAUCGGAUGGAGAGUGGAGUUCAGGCCAAUGGAGGUCCAGCUGACAGAUUUCGAGAACUCUGCUUACGUGGUGUUUAUCGUUCUGCUCACCCGCGUCAUCCUGUCCUACAAGCUGGAUUUCCUCAUUCCGUUGUCGAAGGUGGAUGAAAAUAUGAAGGUAGCCCAGAAGCGAAAUGCCGUGCAGGAGGGCAUGUUUUAUUUCCGGAAGGAUGUCUUUAAAGGCUGUACCCCAGUGCUGGAUCGGCCGGGCGCAGCUCAGAAUGGACUGGAGACUGAAACUAAUGAUGGAGAAGAGUUUAUACUGAUGAGCAUCGACACCAUCAUCAAUGGAAAGGAAGGGGUUUUUCACGGGCUGAUCCCCAUGUUGAACAGCUAUCUGGAGAACAUGGAGGUGGACGUGGACACACGCUGCACAAUCCUCAACUACCUGAAACUCAUCAAGAAACGAGCUUCAGGUGAUCUGAUGACCAUGGCCAAGUGGAUGAGGGAGUUUGUUGCCAAACAUCCUCAAUAUAAGCAGGACAGCGUCAUUACAGACAAAAUCAACUACGACCUGCUCCACAAGUGUGACAGAAUCGCAAAAGGAGAAGAAAAAUGUCCAGAACUGAUCGGAGAACCGGUCAACAGAGGAAAAUGAAGGAUAAUCAUCGCUAAUCAUAUCAAAUCAUGCGAAAGCUCCUCUGCAUGAGAGCGCAAGACCAAGUUUGGGACGCAGCGGUCCAGACAAAGCAACGAAAAUGGAAACGUUUUAAGAGAAUAUUGAUUUUUUUUGAGUUGUGUUGAAUUUGUAAAUAGCAGAUUUUUUAUGACGGGCAAAUUAUUUUAAUAGCUUAAACAGACGCAGGAUGUUAUUGUACCUGAACGUGUGUACAUAUUUCACGCCGCUCUGAGCUUGUGCGAGAUUAUGUAAAUGUAGCAAACACUAAAUUGUACAUUAGUCAUAUUUUCAAUGCCGAAAUGUAUAUACUGUACGCCAUCAGACAAUAACAAGUGUACUUUCCAUUUCUUUUAUUUUUUAUGAACGAAAUUUGCUUAUAGUUUUGGCAUUUAUUAAUGAACCGAGACUGAAGACAGUGGGUUCGGUGCAGCACUGACUGAUGUAGAAACUAAUGCAAGAUGACAGUAGAAGCCUUUUAAUGGUGUGAAGUGUGUCGUGUCACUAACAGAUUUACUUUCAUAACUAGUGUUUUUGAUGAAUAUGAUAUUAGGAUAUGAUUUUCCACCACUAGAGGGAGCACUGGCUCUUUUUUUAUGACAGAAAUCUAUGAAGAUCGAGCAUUGUUAUCUGUAUAUGGCUUCAGAUGAAGUGAUUCCUGUACAUAUUUUCAGCUUACAGAGAGAUCUUUUCUAGAGCGCUGUUGAAAAUCAUUUGCAUUCAAGCCUUGCGAUUGUUUUGAAUGCUGUUUGCCUUGACUGUUUGUCUGUUCAGUAAAACUCUGCUCAUUAAAUCAUUUAAUCAGCA